CAUAUUUUGAUUUCAUUUGAUUUAUUUAGUAUUUAAAGAAAAAUAACAAAUCUGUUUGAACUUUGAAGAUUAAUAAAAUGGAAAAUAACACCUUUAUUCAGUUUGAUCCUAAUAAAUACAAAGAAAAACUCUCUCCUUUCGGUUGUAGCGUUUUAGAUAUUAUGAUUAAUCGCUACAAAGAAAACAAUACAAAAUCAAAGACGGUCCGUAAAGAUUUUGCCUUUUCUCGGAAUCGCCGAGUAUUAACUUACAAUGACAAUGUCUCCGUUUCUAAUAAUGAGGGUGGUGGUGGCGUUCAUAAUAAUACAAUGUUUCUCACUCCAUAUGACCUAUACGAUAAUGAAAGUCGUAGAUUUCAAGAAGAUUUGUUAGUGAGCCGAAAAAAUACAAACGAAAUUGUGGAAAAUCGUACUGAAGAUGAAGAGCCGUUUGACUUUGAUCGUGAUAUAAAUCCAGUUAUAACUUCAAGUGAGCUAGUCAAUGCAACCUCUGAUAUAGACUGUAACGUUAACAAACAUAGUUACUCAAGAGAUGAUUUAAUUUGCGGUAGUCCAAAUGAGAUAAACGUUGGAAGUUGCCGAAGCAAUAAUGAAAUAUUGCCACCUGUGUUCAGUACUCAGACGUCGGAAACUAACUUAAAAUCAGCUAAAAGUUACGCACUGCAAUUUAAAACUUCUGCUACUAAAGAUAUACAAUGGGAUGACAUGUUCGAUACAAAUAUUCUACCAGAUUUUAAUAUAAAUACCUUAAAUGACGAUGCAGCAGUGAAAUUGGAAUGUCCAAUCACAUGUGAUAAAACUGAUAUAAAAAAGUCGAAACAGAUUAAAAUAAUUAGUGAAAAGAUCAUAACAAGCAAUGUAAUAAAAAAGAAGACAAAUAAAAGAAAAGGGCAACUUAUCACAACUAAAGUUGAUCCAAAAAAAGUUAAAAUAAAAUCAAGCGAUAAUAUGAAGAAACCAGCAGAAAAAUUACCAAGAAAACAAAAUUACAAAAAAACUGUUAAUAGCUGGUUAGAUAAUGUAACACCUAGUAAUUGUAUAGAAGAUAUUGUUGAUAACCAAGAGCUACAGUCUGUUAAAGAGAACAAAGAACCUGAAAAAACAAGUCAUACUAAAAUACAAUGUAAAGAUAAAUCUGAAACUAAAUCACCCACUGAUAAAGCCAAAAAAACUAUCCAAGCCCAACUCGCAAACAAAGAUGGGGUGAUGAAAUUCAAGAAACCUAAUGAUAAAACAUCAGUGCCCUCAAAAAUUAAUCUGACAGAUAAUACAUUAGCAUCAAAUGAACAGGCCAGCAAAGAAAAAAAGACCAAAGCUAGAUUCAUAGCGCCUAUCAAAUCGCAAAUACCAGUAAAAGAUGUAGCUUUUAAUAUAACAAACAUCGAUAACAAUAAUUUACCUGAAAAUUUAUUCGGUUUGGAAGGGUCUGAAGUGGUAUUGGUUUUAGUUUACAGUAAUGGCUAUUGUCAACUCAACGGGCAACAUACUGACGAUGUUUGUAAAUCUGAAGGAGUACUGAUGAAUGUUAAUGGUCAAUUUUAUUAUCUCAAGACGGAUAAUCUGGACGAUAAAACGAAAUCCAAAGAACUACUGCUUCGGAUUAUAACAAGUAACAUGAUCAUAUGCUAUGAAGCUAAACCCAUUUUGAUGUAUUUAUCAUCGCAAUGCCACUUUAUUAUUAACGAUUAUCGAUACAAAAUCUUUGACGCCAAGAUAGGAGGUUUCUUACUGGAUCCGGACAGCCCUGCUGAAAAUUUCUCCAGUUUACAAAAGAUACUUUCAUACACUCCGGAGUACACAAUCGCUACAGAAUGCCACCUUCAGAAAUCUGCCUGGUAUUUGGAGCUUUUGAAUGAUUGUGCGGAUAAAUUGAAAUCUGUAUUGACGACUCAAUCACUUUGGAACGUGUUUACGGACAUAGAAAUGCGGCUUGUGCCUAUAAUUGCGGAUAUGGAAACACGAGGUGUGAAUGUAGACCUAAAGAAACUGAAAGAUAUGGAAAGCCUUCUGCUGAAUAAACUGAAAAGCGUAGAACAGGAGUGUUAUAAAGUAGCUGGAAAAACUUUUCAAAUAAAUUCAACUGUGCAAGUAAGAACGAUUUUAUAUGAUGAACUAAAAUUGGACUCUAAGAGCAAUGUGAAAAUUCGGGAAACUAUAACAACUGGAGCUAAAUCUACGUCAGAAACUAUGCUUCGUAGUCUAAUGGCGGCUCAUCCUCUGCCGAGGUUGAUUCUGGAGUACCGUCAUUUGCACAAAGCUCACGCCACAUUUCUCACAGGAAUAUCGCAGCAUGUCACCAAUGGUAUUGUGAAACCUACUUGGGUGCAGACGGCCGCAGCGACGGGCCGCAUCGCCUCCAACAACCCCAACCUGCAAGCCAUACCGAAGGCACCCUUCAGCCUCAUCAUGUUUCCGGAAACGGAUGAAAACGAGAACCUCCAGCUGAACUUCCGUUCAGUGUACGUGGCUCGGCCGGGGUUCAAGCUGGUGGCUGCCGACUUCCAGCACAUCGAGUGCCGCGUGUUCGGGCUAGCCGCCGCCGACACCGCCCUGCUGGCCAUCUUGAAACAACCGGGGGAUAUCUUCAGAGUCCUUGCCGCUAAAUGGUUAAAGAAGACAGAAGAGGAAAUAACAGCAGAGGACAGAGAGCGUACGAAGCGCAUCGUCUACGCCAGCCUCUACGGUGCGGGGCCGCGGAAACUCAUGGACAUACUCAACAUCGGCUAUGACGAGACCCUUUCGAUUGUAGCCAGUUUUAAUCGAACAUUCCCCUCCCUGAAAGGUUUCGGCCGCUCAGUGGUGGGCCGAUGCGAGGCGGAAGGGGGUCGACUGGCCACGCUGUGCGGUCGGGCGCGACUGUUCAAACACAUCAACAGCGCAGACUUCACGCUGAAGUCACAGGCUGAGCGACAGGCCGUCAAUUUUAUAGUCCAAGGAUCAGCCGCAGACCUCUGCAAGAUGGCGAUGGUGCUCACAGAGCAGAGUCUGAGGGGCAGCCACCCGCCGGUCGAGGGGCACCUCGUGUUGCAAAUACACGACGAACUUGUUUGGGAAGUCAGGGAUGAACAUGUGGCAAGAGCUUCAGAAAUUGUUAAAGAAGUGAUGGAAAGUUGUGGACACAAGUGCGGAAUAACUAUGAAACUACCAGUAGCCAUUAGCUACGGUCAAAAUUGGGGUGAUAUGAAAAAAUAUAUCGAAUGAAACAAAAAGAACAGCCUCAACUCAACAUUGGCGCCUUGCUAACUAAACUUUACUUUGUGCGCAUAGUGUGGAGAGUGCGUUAAAUAAUGACGAUGACACAAGUCACGAGAUUGUUCAAAACUUAACAGCGGAGCUUGCACUGUAUAAUAAUACAUUCCACAAUAUUGUAACUUUAAGUGUUUACCAAAAU
Molecule: messenger RNA, 3390 nt
Organism: Plutella xylostella (diamondback moth)
Lineage: Eukaryota; Metazoa; Arthropoda; Insecta; Lepidoptera; Plutellidae
Product: DNA polymerase I
Biological process (GO): double-strand break repair; DNA-templated DNA replication
Molecular function (GO): DNA binding; DNA-directed DNA polymerase activity
Source: RefSeq, a predicted model, not a curated record